AUGGGGAGAAAGAAGGGAAAGAGCCGUCAGAAUCAAAACCGCCAGAAUCAGAGUCCAAUGAAGGCGCCGACGGGUUUCGAAGACCUUGGAAGCCCAAAUUUGGUCGAAGUUAAAAACUCGAAUUUCGGUGACGAGGUGGUGAUUCCGGCUAACGAAACGUCAUUCGAUACAAGAAAUCAGCCAAAAAAUGCUUAUAAGACGGUUUACUUGAGCGGAGAGGAUUUGAGCAUUGGACCAGCACACUCAGAGAAGAAAUUUGGGUCGCGAGGCUCCAAUUCUUCGAGUUAUCAUAACCUGAUCGACGGCGGCGCUUACAACCAGUUCCGUCACUCCCGCCAAAGCCUCAAUCGUUCGAAAAUUGAUUUUGAAAGCGCCGGCGAUCGUGUAAUGGCUGGAAGUCGUUCGAUUUCUCAUAGAAGUCUGUUCAACGAUGAUAGAUCGUUCAGAAACUCCAAAAACCCAUCGAAAACUAGUCUAGCUGGAUCGAAAGUCAGCAUUGAGUGGGAUGAUAUGGGAGAUAAUGGACAAGUGCAUAUUUCAAGAAAAUCGUCGAACAGAGAUUUAAUGGAAAACGGUUAUGAUGAGGCGACGAGAAGACCAUUCGUUCGCAGUCGAACCGUCAGUUCGGGCGGCUCCAACCGUCAAAACAACAAUCUCCUCCCACCAAUGAGCACCAGUCACCGUGAAAUCGAUGCAAUGAAUGAAGACGUUCGUACGUAUCAUGCCGGUUCAGAAUACCUUCAGAAUCAUCUGAGCAAGUUGUCACUUCACUCGAAUAACGACGAAUUCGUGUUGAUUGGAGGACAUCCACCACCACUUUCCUCGUCUACGAACAGCUUGAAUCGCAUCCAUUCUGCACCGGUUCCACGUCCUCGAUCCAGAAUUUCCAGUUAUUCGGAGAAUGUUGAGAAUGGAUUCGAGAAGAUUCCAUCGAUCACAACUUCUCAAGAUGAUCUCGGAAGAUCGAUAUCUCAACAGAGUCUGACUGAAAUUGAUAAUGGACAUGUGUCGAGAGCGUCUUCUAGAUUCUCAAUGGGAACCAACUCAAACACUGACGAUCGUCUCAUACUUGCCGCCCGAUACAGUCAAUCGCCAGAAGCCGAAGGUCUCAGUUCAGACGAUCGUUCUGGUUUCAAACUCCCAAGAAGUCGUCAAAGUUCUGUAUCCAGAUCGAUUGCCAGUGAUAAAGGAGUCGGUUUCGUGGAGAUUCCAACACUUUACAGUCAUCCAGAUGAGAAAUUCGACGAUAAUGAACCAGGAGAGCCGUUUCGCCCGACUUCCGAGCACAGUUGCACACCAACCAGCACUACGAGAACUCGUUCCACUUUGCUCCGAAGUGAUGCUCAGGACGGUGGUUUCUCAUCGUCUUCCUCAAGCCUCUCCAGACACGAUGACGAGAAUCAGCCACAGAAAGCGCUUAUUGUUACUUCGGCGCUCACGCCAGUAAUCCCGAAACGCCAGCCACAUCGAUCCGCCAGUCAAUCUGAGGAAUCGCUCGUCAUGAAGACACCACAAACAGUUCAACGAGCUCACGAACAGAAACAUAUUCGCUCGAAUAUCGGUGAAAAUAUUCGAAAAACUGUGGAAAUCGCUGUGCAGACUGGGAAUUCGAUACGUCUCCGACAAAAUCAACAUUUCGGAGAUGUUCUCAGUGAAUGUGCGUACCUUCCGGAGCCAAAUCGAUUCGGAAUGUCGCCAGCGAAGACUGCUAGUUAUAUACCACAAGAAGAAGUUAUCAUCCCGAAGAAUAGUGCUCCAGAAGUUCCAGAGAAUUCGAUUCGUGCACGUCUUCGUCAUAUAUCUGAUAUCUAUUCGAAUGACGGUGAAGGAUAUACGGGAAGAGUCGAAACUCCGAUUUUGACGUCUUCUGUAAAUCAGAAUUCUGGAUUCGUUCAUAUUCCAAAGGCUCAACCAUUAAAGCAAAUUAAACCGACUUACAAGAAAUCAACGGAAGAAAUUGUUGUGCCGAUCACUAUGCCGACCAAGAACAUCCAACAACCACAGCGUACUGUUGAAAUCCCGAAAUCUACGGAUUUGGAGAAGAAAAAAGAGGAAAAAAGUGGUGAUACGAUCAGAAAACACAUUCCAAGAGGGAGAAUCCGUGAUUUGGCUUCUGCUUUUGAUAAGAUGAAUGAUGGCGCGCCAGUUCGUCCGUUGGAAUUCAAGAGUCAAGUUCAUAUUCCGUCGGCGAGAGAGGAGAACUUUUGGAAUAUGAAGAAACCGGUUGGAGGAGCAGGUGAAUCGAACAACGACGUACGUGUCUCGACACCAUCCAUCCCACUGAGCGGACCAUUGAGUGGCCCUCUAACCGGAUCGUCGUCAAGCGCCUUCAGAAGUUCAACUCAAACUAUUCGAUCACAGGAGGAUCGUAGAAGAAGUACAUCUUCAUCUCUCCAUCACCAGCCACUUGUCUUCACCAGAAACACUUUCCUCACGUCAUCAGUUAUGAAGCCGGGGGACAAAUCGAAUCUCCCGACGAAUGUGGCGAUGACUUCGAACUAUUCUCAGGAUAAUGUUGCGAAAGGAGAUGGAUUUGUGUCUGCUUUCGAGAAGAUUCCACUUCAAACUUCCUCAACUCACCUGCAUUCCGAUGAAAAUGACCGGGAGAGUCGUUAUACUACGUCGCCGAGAUCUGUGAAGACAGCACUUUCAUAUAAGACUCUGGAGAGAGCGUCACCGACAAAAGACACGACAUUUUCAGAAUACUCGAGAAAAGUCGAGGUGCCAGUACGUCUAGAAGUGCCGAUUGGUGGUCGAAAUGAGAAGAUGAGAAAGCAGAGAUUGACGGCGAAUACACGAGCGAAGACUCAGGAAAUCCCGCCGACUGGAAGAACUUUUGAAUUCGAGUCAAGAUACGAGUCACGUGCAGUCAGUGGAGAUUUGAAUGAGCCGAAUGUGUUCGGAAUGCAGAAACCGUUGUUUGCAGCGAGUCGAGAAGCGUUCGGAAGAGAUACUGCAGAGGAUUUGCGAGGCGGAAAACUCGAGAGCUGGCAGCGACAGCAUCAGUGGACGUCGGAUUUUCAGAUGAGCGAAUCGAAGAAUACGAAUUCGGUGACGUCGCCAAUCUAUCAUCAACAUUAUCAGACUAAUAGUAUCACUCCGCCAAUGCCAUAUAGAAAUGAGCACAAGACGUCGGAGGUGUCGAGAAACAAGACGACGUCGAUCCCAUCUACAAGACACUCGAUGUCGAGACAUCCGUAUUCACCACCGGCGACUGAGGACGCUGGAAGUCGCAUCACUCAUCACACAUCUCAAACACUUCAAUCCGAUGACUUGUUCGCCACCACUGAAAACAGCAGUAUUCGCGGAAAAAUCGAUCGAAUGUUCGAUUUUGUGGAGAGUGAUGAUUCGCGUAAAACCCUUCAAGCUCACGAAUCACACGCGUCAACUGACACAAUCGGAACUAACGGAAUUAAUCAUAAUCAGAGUAACAGCAAGUUUAGAGAGGAAAAGUUUUAUACUCCUCGCCAGAAUUGGAGCGACUCGACGACCAAAUUGCUGGGAGGAGUUAAUAAGGCGGCAGAAAUGCCACAAGCACUCAAAGCACGAACCGAGUCACCAAAAAUGAAGUCACCAGAGCGUCGAAAUACGGUAACUGUGCCAGAAUUAGAGCAUUUCGACAACGAGUUGGAGUACUCGCUGUCCCAAUAUCGUGAAAUACAACGAGAGCAACUUCGUCGACGUCUUCCAUCAGCCGACGAGCCACAAUUCUUCCGCUCGCCAAUGCUGUCGGCUCCGCAUGCUGGGCAGUCGAUGCACGCGUAUCGUACGAAAGAUUUGAUGGGAACACCGACAGCUGGAGAGAAGUUUCGAUUCCCAUCUUCAUCGAGCAACUUCAAACUUCCACCGGUCGCUCUCGCCACAUCCACUCCCGUCGAAUCGCCUUCUGGGCGUCAUCAAACAUCAUCUUACUCAAUCAAAGAGAAUUAUUCACAUCUGGAAUUGAAUAACAACACAAAUAGCACCAAUCACCUCCAUCGACCAAAUGAAACAUUCGUCUCAUCGAUUAGCGGAGUUUCAGCAGUCGAUAAGCAUGCGGAUGUAAUGAGAAAAAUCAAUCGUCUAUCGUAUAUGAUAGAGAAUACGCAGAAACAAAUGAGCAUGAAUGAGGCGGCACUUGUGGAUGCGGUGAAGAGAGGACGUCGUUCUCAGGAGAUUGCAUCUCAUCGGUCGAUUCUGAUCUCUCGUGAAACUCUACGUCUUCAACGACAAGAACUUCGUCGUCUUCACGCGUUCUCGGCGGUUAGACGUCCUCCACCACCGGUUGCGAAGGAACUUCGAGGAGCUGUCAUUUUCAAGAAUCUCAUCGUUCAUUUGAACAAACUUUUCGUGUCGAGAUUGACUAUCAAGGAUGACAACUCGUACUCAUUCGUCGCUCUUUUCAAGUUUGGACACCAAGUCGAGGCCACCGAACUCGUUCCGUUGAGAGUUUUCCCUGGAGAAGAGACCUGCGAUAAGCUCUUCUUUGUGAAACAGAUUCAGUUCUCUGAUGUUCCCGUUGACUUCGUUGUUUCCAUUGAGAUCUAUGCGAUGCGUGUUCCAUCCGCCAAGCCGGCCGAGCUCUCCAUUGGGUCAUCGUUGGCCAACAAGUGUAAGAGUCUGAUGGGUCCGCCACAGAAGAAAACUACUGUUCCAGUGGAGACUGCAUUCAAGUUCCGCGGUCGUUUGGUUUUGGAUCGUGACGCUUCUGGAGAGCGUUGUCUCUAUUUGGAUGACGUCACCUAUCCACUCGAAGGGACUGUCAUGAUCACAACUCAAUGUAGCCGUCUCCCGGAAUCAUUCGAGAUUGAUUUCAGAGGAUUUCUGACAAUGUUCCACACAAUAAGCAACAUGGCGAGCUGGGAACGAUACUGGGCUGUCCUUCGUCGUGGAGUCGUCUUCUUCUGGAAAUAUCCGGAUGAUGAACAGAUGGGACGUGAGCCGAAGAUGCAGAUCGAUUUGACAAAGUGUACAAACAACUCGAUUGAGAAAUGCUCGGCGGAUUUGUGUCCGAGACCGGAUUCAUUCGUCAUUGAGAUUCUUGUCGAUGCGGAGGAUGGAACUAUAGGAAGUGUUGUCGAGAAGAAGAGAGUGCUCCUCUCCGCCGACUCGUCCGACAUGCUCUCCCAAUGGCUCUUCACACUCAAUCAAACACUCGACGUCAUCCGUGGACCCAUCUGA
Messenger RNA from Caenorhabditis remanei, 5160 nucleotides. RefSeq lists its product as uncharacterized. Gene Ontology annotation, cellular component: actomyosin contractile ring. The transcript has 18 exons. Gene Ontology annotation, biological process: mitotic cytokinesis; actomyosin contractile ring assembly; septin ring organization. Bases 1 to 5160 code for a protein of 1719 amino acids. Lineage: Eukaryota; Metazoa; Nematoda; Chromadorea; Rhabditida; Rhabditidae. The record is from RefSeq and is a predicted model, not a curated record.